Molecule: messenger RNA, 5658 nt
Organism: Drosophila gunungcola (fruit fly)
Lineage: Eukaryota; Metazoa; Arthropoda; Insecta; Diptera; Drosophilidae
Product: neuroligin-2
Exons: 11
Biological process (GO): modulation of chemical synaptic transmission; synaptic vesicle endocytosis; neuron cell-cell adhesion
Cellular component (GO): synapse; postsynaptic membrane; cell surface
Molecular function (GO): neurexin family protein binding; signaling receptor activity
Source: RefSeq, a predicted model, not a curated record
AGACCGCGAACAGUUCCAGAUUGAUCGUAGAUCGCGUCGGUUGUGGAUCGCUCCGGUGUUCGUUUGGGUUGUUAAGUGGAAAGUCUUAUGCCAAGCCAAACAGCAGUGAAAUAAAUCUUGUGCGCGAUCCAAAAAUAAAUAUCUGCAAAAGGGGGACAAAAGCAGAGCGCGUGCCAAGUGAAAAUGUUUACGCGCAGAAGGCAGCAAAGUUAAUCAGUUAAAAAAAGAAAAGUCGCUGCAGAGUGAUUUAUUUUGAGUGUGGUUCAAUCGAAGCCAAAUGAAAAAUAAUCGAAAACGUCUUUGAUUUAUUUGUGCAAAUCCACAGACAGUGACAAACGAAAACACAGCCCCUGCCAAAAUUGUUUUGCUCUACUGGCCAGAUCAAAGGUACAACUGAUCAGGCGCAAAUUGUCGAAACUUUUGUAGCAAGUUAAAUUAAAUACAGAAAAAACUGGACAAAGGAGCAAGCCCGACACUGCAAGUAAAUAAACGGUCGCAACUAUUUAAGAUGCUCAAAGUAAAUCCAUGUAAAUACAGAGUCCAGAAAUUGUGAGCUAUUCAGUUGGCCCCAACCAACACAGCCAAGAAGGAAAACAGCGAGGCCGAAAAAGAACAAUUAGCCAAACGGGAAAGACAAACACGAGCGGAAUGUGAAAAGUUUGCCAACAGCAGAGCGUACGACAAAAUUAGAAUUGAAAAUAUCAGAGAACAGCAGGAAGGUCCCGGAGGCGGAAAACAAAGCCAUGAAGUUUCGUUUGGCAGCAUUUUGGCUAUUUCUGCUGACAGUUGGCGGCAAUCACAAGCAAUUAAGCCACGUUUGCACGUGGGGCGUGGCGGCCGAGAGGCAGCUGCACAAAGGAAAUGAACUGGAAAACGCAAUGAAAUUGCGGCCGACCUCGAAGCCAUCGCCGCUUAUCGGGGACAUCACGACGACGGUUCAGCCGGAUCCGGGCAGAUCGAUGGGCCUCCAGGCGCUGCGAGGCGCCAAGGCCCCGCCGCCCAGUUUGGAGAUGCACCUCAGGCAGAGCGUGGCCCAGCUGUUCGCCAGUGAUGAAACGACUGGUGGCCCUGACGUCCCCCCAGCCGCCAUUCCGGCGACAACCACCCAUCACCCGGGGCGGCGACAUGUGGUGCCCGACAAGCUCCAGUACACGAAGGAGAUCCUGGUGAAGCAGGGGCGCCUCAUGGGCAUCACGCGUCGCUUCCAGGUUACCAGCGGACUCCGCCAGGUGGACCAGUUCCUGGGGCUGCCCUACGCGGAGGCUCCGACCGGCAAUCGACGCUUCAUGCCACCAGGUGCCCCCUUACCGUGGCAGGGCCUGAAGAUAGCGCGUCAUCUUCCCCCGGUUUGUCCGCAGAAGUUGCCGGAUAUAUCGCUCCGCGGCAGCGAGAACAUGUCCCGUGGUCGCCAUAAACACCUGAGUCGCCUUUUGCCCUACCUGCGGACGGAGAGCGAGGACUGUCUGUAUCUCAAUCUGUAUGUGCCGCACGACGAGCCUCAGAGUACCCCCAAGCAGUACGCAGUCCUGGUUUACCUGCACGGCGAGUCCUUCGAGUGGAACAGUGGCAACCCGUACGAUGGCUCCGUCCUGUCCAGCUAUGGGGAGGUCAUUGUGGUCACCGUCAACUACCGCUGGGAGCGUUGGGUGAGCUCGUGACUCAAAGAUAAUUUCCUUCAGGCUAACCGCUUUCUCUGGAUUCCGCUCAAAGGGUUCCUGAGGCCCAGCAUCGAUGCGCACAACAUAGCGAACUACGCCCUGCUCGAUCAGAUUGCGGCGUUGCACUGGAUCAAGGAGAACAUUGGCGCCUUCGGCGGCGACAACUCGCGCGUCACUCUGAUGGGCCACAGUACGGGCGCGGCGUGUGUCAAUUACCUAAUGGUGUCGCCGGUGGCCUCAGGCCUCUUCCACCGGGCCAUCCUCAUGUCCGGAUCCGCGAUGUCCGACUGGGCCGCCAGCAAUCAGUCGCUGCAAUUGACCAUGCAAAUCGCCCAUGCCCUCGACUGUCCGCUCAACGAGCACGUGGGGGCGGAGGACGAUGAUGUCCUGCUCGAUUGUUUGCGCCAUCGUCGCUACCAGGAUAUCUUGCACAUACCAACGGCGCUCACACAAUUUUCAACAUCAUUGGGUCCAAUUGUCGAUGGACAUGUAAUACCAAAUCAACCGUACAAGGUCAUGGGGCAUUAUACGGAGCACUUCAGCCGUUAUGAUUUAUUGUUCGGCAUCACGGAGUCAGAAUCCUAUCAUACACUGGCCGCAUUAGCACUCGAGGAAGGAUUACGUGAAAAUGAACGCGAUAAUUUAUUGCGCUUCUAUAUGCAGAGCCGCUUUGAUGUACGCCCCGAUUUGGCAUUGGCUGCCACGCUGAAGAAAUACCAGGACAUGUACAACAAUCCGAUUAAGGCCACUAAUUUGGAGCACCGUGACGUGGUCCUGGACAUUCUGUCCGAUGCGCGAGUGGUUGGUCCGCUGCUGCAGACGGGGAUGUUCCACGCGGAUGUCAAUCGGCGCAAUUAUAUGUACGUAUUUGGCCAUAACAGCGCGACCGGACCGUAUGCCCACCUACCGCAUAGCAUAAUGGGCGAGGAACUGGCGUUCAUCUUUGGGGCUCCUUUGGCCACCGCAGGUCCUUUUCCCAGCGGCAACUACACGGUGCAGGAAAAGCUGCUUUCCGAGGCGGUAAUGGCAUACUGGACGAAUUUCGUAAAGACCGGCAAUCCGAAAGCACCGUGGAAGGGCGUCUUCCUCAACUCACAUGCCCUCGAGUGGGAUCGCUACGACCUGGACUGGCCGGAAUUCAAUAGGAGGGCUCAGGCAUACCUGAAUAUCGGAAUCCCGCCCACGGUGGGCUACAAAUACCGUCAGCUGUACAUGAACUUCUGGAACAAGGAGCUGCCCGACGAACUGAACCAGAUUGCGGCCAUUCAGGAGCAGCUGCACGGCCCCGGCCAGGAGGUGAUUGCAGGGCACAUGAGCAAGUACGGGACCAGGGAGCACGGGGCGGAGGACCCCGUGCGGACCUUGAAGCUGCUCCUCCAGGAGCCCAGUCUGGCUGGUCCGCCUCGGAGUGGCGAGUCCACGGAAGCGGCGGCGGAGAACAUGUACAACGCGCCGCCCACCUUCGGGCAUGUGCACAAGGUUCCGGGUGGCAGUGAGUCCGAGUCCGAGCCCGACUCGGCCACCUCCGCCAGUACCCCGAAAGAGGGCGGGGAGGAGCGGCAGCCUGAGACGGUGGCCAGGUCGGAGGCCACGAUGCAGCUGCUGAUCGCCCUCAUUGCCAUCAUCAUAGUCCUCAACCUGCUGAUCUACGGCACCUUUCUGCUGCGCCAGCGUCGUCGGAGGGCCAAGGCCCUGCCCUUUCCCGCUCCCAAGCUGGGCGGCACCAUCCUCAGCUACGACGGGGCCAACGACGAGGAGCUCAAGCGCUGCAGCAAGUCGCGCGACGGGGACGACAGCUUCGCCUUGGAGCUGUCCAGGAAGUCGAACACCUACGAGGCCAUCAAAACGGGCCAGAGGUCGCUCAGCUGCUCCACGGUGGACACCCACACCAAGGUCUGUGAGUGGAUGUCGGGCCAGGAGGCCCUGGCCCCCAAGUCGGGCAGUUUCAGCCCGGCCACGCCCCCUCCCCCGCCGGUGCAGUCCGACGGCAGGCUGAUCAUAUGCCGGGACAUAGAGGUGGCGGACGCGGCGCUGCUCAUCCCGCAGCACAUGCACGAGCCGCAGCACUACGAGAUGCUGUUGCAGCGGCAGCACUCGGCACUCACCGAGCCCAGCGAGGACACCCUGCAGCAGCAGCAGCAGCAGCAGCAGCAGUACCCAUACCCUCUGAGGGAGCGCCCGCACUGCCACUCCGAUCCGGUGGACAUGAUCCUGGCGGCCGACGAGCAGGUGACCAGCUUCGUGCAUGCCGACGACGUGGACAUCAACGUGACGAGCAGGCAGGACUCGGAUGGCGCGGAGGUCGUCCCGCUGACGGCUGCCCAGCAGCUGGAGCUCCUGCGGCUGCGCAACUACCCCAAGGUCCUGCCCACGGAGCAGGACCUGGUGGACAGCAGCUGCAAGCGGAACUCCCUGCCGCCGCAGAGCCUCAGCGCUCCGCUGCCGCCGCCGCGCACCAUCAGCCACACUUUGGGCAGGAGGAGGCGGGACAGCAGCAACGUGACCACUUCACCACUGCAGCUGGCCAGGGACGAGGACGAGCCCUUGAAGGAGCCCCAGAUCUCGCAGAACACCCUCAUCGUGGGCCCCAUUGUGCCCAAGUCGCCGGCCUCCAGUCUGAAGCGAGCGAAGAGGGUGCCGGGGGCGCUCGGCGGAUCCUUCCAGUCCUUCGAGUCGGUGCCCCCCGCCCACGAGACCACGCCCCCUCAGGGCGAGCGCACCGAGUGCAUUUACGCCAUCAAGGCCAGUCCAGCGCUCUGCAGCUGGUCAGCGCCCAACGGGGACCUGUACGCGCAGCCCCUGAAGUCGCCCUCGCGCACCUCGCUCAUACCCAGGCCGACCAAGCAGGCGGACAGCCUGACUCCAGGGGACCCUCUUGGGGUGCCUCCUGGAGACCCAGCAGCACCGGCCCCGGCCAGCCGCAUUCCUCAGUUGCAGCGGCAGGCCUCCGGCAGGGAUUUGCCAACGACAACGGCCACGGAAGGCAUCGCAAAUCCCCCUGGAUGCCAGCAGCGAACCGACUCCACAAUAUCAUCGGGCUCCUCGGCAUCCAAUGCCUCGAAUACGGACUCGUCCUACUCCUCCUCCUCGUCCUCGUCCACGUCCUCGUCCACUGGAACCGUGCGCACCGAGCUGCAGCAGUUCCAGCCGCCGCCCGGCAGAAGUAUUACGACCAAUAUAUAGAAACUCCGGGGAGCGGCUGCCAAGAAGUCCCUCAGGACAUCCCGCCGAGCCCGUCGAUCCCGGCGAGCCCGCAAUGCGGCGACAGACAGCUGGCUGCCAGAGCUGGUUUCCUUUGGCCGGAAUUUUAUGGGGUCUGCGUAGAUUUAAUAAUACAUUUUGGUGUAAAGUUUAUCUUUGACUUGGUUAGAGCUCUGCGAGCAAAGUUUCUGCCGGCGUAAAUUAGUUAAGAAAAUUGCAGUGGAGGUUUCCCUGGAGAUUGCAGCGAAGGUUCGCCAUAUCGAUGUAAGCAGCGAAUGGCGUAAAGAAAACUACUUUUCCGGAGAAUAUUGCCUAGUGUCGCUUUAGCGAGUUGCUUGUAACUGUUUGCAAAACAUAUUAUGUAGCUGAAACGUUUGGUAACUUAAAUUAAAAUAUAUUUUUGCAAAUUUUAGCUCAGUUAUGCAUAGUAGAUUGUAUAUAAAACGAAAAGAGUAAUAAUAUGUAAGCUAUAGUUUAUUUGACAACACAAAUAUAAGCAAAUCGAAGGGAAAAUGGCCACAUUUUUCUCCUGCUUUGUAAGCUAAUCAAAGAAUCCUAAUAUAAGCAACAGUAUUUACAAACAUCGAUAACUUUAUAACAACUAUUAAAGCAAAAUAAUCAAAUAUUUUAAGGAAAUCGGAUUAUCGUUGAAUUGAAUUGAAUUUUACCGAAGUCCCAGCGUCAAGUAUUAUAAGAUAAAAACUAUGUUCUUUGUAUUUCAAGUUAGGCUAUCCUUAUGCUAACACAUAUACAUGUACUCGAAAAUAUAGUGAAAUAGAAAAUUAAACGAUGAAAGCAA